AUUACAGGGUGUCAUACAGAAUUUUGAAGUAGAGGGGGGGAAUAAAGACACACGGAGUGUGUCGCCGGCUAGGGGAACCCAGGGGUAUGCCCUCUGAAAAUUGUUGUUAAUUAGGUGGUCUUAGGGGAUUUCUGGUGAGUUUUGUGGUCGUACUUGAAUGUAACUUUUAGGAGGGCGAAUUUUGAGCCAGAGGGGGAUAUCCUCUUUCCCCUGUUUGACACCCUGCUCAUAUAACAUCACUCAAUGCCAUAGUUUAACCAUGCGUAUACGUGUAUUUUCUCAUACUAGAUGCAACUUCUCUGUAGAAUAAACCAGCUGUAGCGCACCAACUGCCCUAACCCUAACAGUGCAUGAUCUCCCACUUUCCAUAGUAGUCAUAGACUUGGAGGUGCCAUUAAAAUUAGAUUCAUCAUGCAGUGGCUAUGUGGGUGGUUAACAUAUGUGUGAUUUAGUAAUAUCUGGGUGUAGAAUUUCCAAAUUACAUUUUGUUCUAAGAAUAGAAUUCGAUUGUCUGCAUUUCAGUAGUCUAUCAGAUCUAGAUCAACCAAACACAAGUAAAUGGUUAACUCCAGAAAACUAUAAUCUUAUCAUGAAGAUUCUUGCCACUUUUCUGGCACUACUGCCUCUUCUUCAAGCAAAGCCGAUGGAUGUAUUCAAGGAGCGUACUCUUACCGACUUACUCACAGCGAUCAUGCAGGAAGAGAGUAUGGCCCAGGACACUAACGAAGCUGUCGAUCAGGGGAUAGUCGAUACUCGACAGUACCCCCGCCCGUUGGCUGAAAUGCAGAGCUUCAGUCUAGAAGUGACCAACUGUGAUGAAAUCACCAAAGAAAUCCAAAAGAGUGUGGCUUCCUAUCUUAGAAAUUUUGUCACAAGAAAAGUUACUCUCUCUUGCAGUGGACCUAAACCAGCUGGUGCCGGAGUGACUUUCACCAGGUGGGGCCAUGAUUCCUGUCCAACUGUCGAUGGAACUACACUGGUUUACACGGGACGAGUAGCCGGAGCAUACUACAAUCAGAGAGGAGGGGGUUCUAACUAUCUCUGCCUGCCUAACGAUCCGGAAUAUGACGAGAUCAAAACUAUCUAUCCAAGUGAUUACUCUCGAAUAUAUGGAACAGAAUAUGAACUCCCAAUUACUGGUAAACAUGACCACGAUGCACCAUGUGCUGUGUGCUAUGAUUCUGUUCGAAGCAGUGAGCUAAUGAUUCCUGCAAAGACAAGGUGCCCUGCCAGCUGGACUAGAGAGUAUUAUGGUUACCUAAUGUCGGAAGCUAAUUAUGGAGAUCGAUCUCGUGGCCAAUAUGUGUGUGUGGAUAAAGACCAAGUGUCCCUUCCUGGGUCGAUUUCUAACUUAAAUGGAGCUUUGCUCUACCAUGUUCGAGCCACUUGCCAUGGCAUUCAGUGCCCUGCUUACGACUCAGGAAAAGCAUUGACCUGUGUUGUGUGCUCUAAGUGACAGCAUUCUUUUCCAGCAAUUAGUAUCAUGGUUGUUGUGAUAUAGUGGCUAUGGUCGUAUAUAUAGUACAGAAAAUGUAUAUAUUUGAUACUUUAAUUGUUCUGAACAGUGUAUUGAUAUAGUGUUCCUAAUUGUAGUGAUACAAACUUGUUGUUGUUUUUUCAGUUAAUCGAAUUCUGCUCUUGUUAA
Molecule: messenger RNA, 1645 nt
Organism: Halichondria panicea
Lineage: Eukaryota; Metazoa; Porifera; Demospongiae; Suberitida; Halichondriidae
Exons: 2
Coding region: 440-1456 (338 amino acids)
Source: RefSeq, a predicted model, not a curated record